UCAAAAGAACGACAAGGGGCAGUCACCCCAAAUCUACAAGCAACAUACACCGGUUUGCGAUGCUGUGGGCUUGAUCAAGCCCACUUAUUAUGAAUUCAACAAAGAUUGGGAAAACAAGAAGAUGUGGCAGAGUUAUCAAGUUCCCACUGCCUCACCAUUUAUAAGCUCAGCCCCUUAGAACGUAGCCAGUGUAUGUACCUUUGGGAAUCACGCACAAGCCUGACUGACAGUCAAAUGAGACUCAACAAAUAUAAGCCAACCAAUCGGAGACGAUUCCGGCUGUUUGGAUGGAUGGAAUAACAUACUCCAGUGAAUACAGUGCAGCAUGAACAGAGGAUGAAGCAUUAAGCGAGCACGUAAUCUAUGCACAGGUUAUCAUGUUUGAAGUAACUCAGGUGGAGCUCACUUGAAAAUAUAGCCUUGCUUCUGAUCGGUUUAAAGGUGGAUGGGACAACAUCGCUGAUGAAGAGGCUAAACAGUUAGAUGGGACAAAGAACAUGGAUGGAUUUUACGACCAAAAAGUACCUCUCAAUAAACCACAUGGGAAGACUUCUGGUGAGAAACCAGUCAAUGACAGAAAGCAAAAACACAUUCAAUCUAACCUGCCAUUUGGCACAGAGGAUCUCUUUCAGGACCUUUAUCAGUUGCCGGAGACCUGGCUCUGUUCAGCUCUGGAGAAUGAUGAACAGUUUGUUCCAGACUUUCAUAGUGAGAACUUGUCAUUCCACCACCUGCAUCUGAAAAUUAAAACAGAGCCACAUAGCCCCUGUGCAAAACUCAGUACAUCCUGCAGCCACGAGCCAUCGUACAAGCUGCAUUAUGGGGAGAAGUGCCUGUAUAAUAUCAGUGCCUGUGAGCAAAAGCAUAUUGCAGGCAUAAAGGCGUCUAAUCCUGUGCCUCCACCCAGCAGCACUCCAGUGUCCCCUCAUCAUGCAUCCCCCUUAACAGUCCCAUCCAACCCUAAGUCAGACAGGACAUUCCCUCACGUAGCAACUACGCAACCUACUCCUGACAGCACAUAUACCAUGGAACACAGGUUCCGACGUCAACUUUCAGAACCAUGCCACUCCUUUCCUUCACCCCAAAGUCUGCCUCGUGAUGGGCGCCCUAUGUGUCAUCGGCAGCUAUCUGAACCCAGUCUCCUGUUUGCCCCCCAGGGCUUCAAGCAGGAGUACCACGAUUCCCUGUUUGAACAUCCCAUCAUGGCAGGUGCCCCUCUUCCACAGAUGUAUCAUCCUUCUAUGAUCAUAAAACAAGAGCCACAAGAUUUCACUUAUGACUCAGAAGUUCCCAGCUGUCAUUCUGUAUGUCUGAGACAUGAAGGGUAUCUGUCUUACCCUAACAGGACUGAAGGUUGCAUGUUCGAUAAAGUGACACGACACUUCUAUGACGAUACAUGCGUGGUGCCAGAAAAAACAGAGGGUGAUAUCAAGCAGGAGGUAGGGCUGUAUCGUGAAGGACCCACCUACCAGCGCCGUGGUUCUCUACAACUUUGGCAAUUUCUGGUGGCUCUGUUGGAUGAUCCGUCAAAUUCACACUUUAUUGCCUGGACUGGGCGUGGUAUGGAAUUCAAGCUCAUAGAGCCAGAAGAGGUUGCCCGACGAUGGGGGAUUCAGAAAAAUCGUCCAGCAAUGAAUUAUGACAAACUCAGUCGUUCAUUACGUUAUUACUAUGAAAAAGGGAUCAUGCAAAAGGUGGCUGGGGAGAGAUAUGUCUACAAGUUUGUGUGUGACCCAGAGGCACUAUUCUCUAUGGCAUUCCCAGACAAUCAACGGCCUGUCUUGAAAACAGAAGUGGAACGACAGAUCAAUGAGGAAGACACUGUGCCACUGUCACACUUUGAUGAGAGCAUGGCAUAUAUGCAGGAAGGAACAUACUGCAGCUCACGUCCCUACAACGAAGGCUAUGUCUACUGAUGCCUGUUGACCACAAACAUUUUUUUUUCUGCUAUGAUGACUAAGACCAUUUGAGAGACAAAAGAGCAUUCACAAAAUCUUUCUACUGUCUCUCUCUAUGUCUGCCCUGGUGCUGUUCCCUCAUCCCUUCUACAAUGACAACCAGGACUCAGCAAGCACUUUAGAAACAGUGACUGUGAGGGUGUAACUCACACAUAGAACAAACUGUUUACUCAAUCUUUCUGUCUGUAUGGAAUUAAAAGGUUACUGAAGCAAGACAGCUGUUACAGCAUGCCACAUACGCCACAUUACCAGAAAAUACUCCCACCAUCCCAGAGAAAAGCAUUCACACAAAUUUAUUUCACUGUUUCACAAUUAGUGUUUUCUCUUCUGAUUUUCUUAGUUGUAUCAUAUGUGUAAUAUAAUAUGUUUUGUCAUGCGCUGCUGUGGUCCAAGUUGCAUUCAUCAUUAUGUGAAAUGAGUUCAAAUCAAUUGUGGUAAACUGAAUGCGUCAGUUCCAUAAUAUAAUUACAUAAAUAAAACUACUGAAAAAUA
Messenger RNA from Alosa sapidissima (American shad), 2450 nucleotides. It is a transcript of the gene etv1, whose product is annotated as ETS variant transcription factor 1. Gene Ontology annotation, molecular function: sequence-specific DNA binding; DNA-binding transcription factor activity, RNA polymerase II-specific. Lineage: Eukaryota; Metazoa; Chordata; Actinopteri; Clupeiformes; Clupeidae. Gene Ontology annotation, cellular component: nucleus. The record is from RefSeq and is a predicted model, not a curated record. Gene Ontology annotation, biological process: regulation of transcription by RNA polymerase II; cell differentiation. The coding region runs from base 498 to 1916 and encodes 472 amino acids. The transcript is spliced from 14 exons.